Aspergillus udagawae is the source of this 444-nucleotide messenger RNA. RefSeq lists its product as uncharacterized. The transcript has a single exon. The record is from RefSeq and is a predicted model, not a curated record. Bases 1 to 444 code for a protein of 147 amino acids. NCBI's taxonomy places the organism in Eukaryota, Fungi, Ascomycota, Eurotiomycetes, Eurotiales, Aspergillaceae.
AUGGGAAUGAGAGCUCGGAUAGAGCUCUUCGAACAGAGCCAUGCUGAGGAAGCUCUCAAGAUCGAGAAGUUGGAGUACAGGAAAGCGCUGGUUCGGAAGCGCCUGCUUGAGCUUAAAAAAUAUCAAAAUCGGUGGGUUCGAGAGAAGAGAGAUCAAAAAAUUCUCGAUCGGGGGAAGGAAGAGCUGGAGACCUGGGGAAACGACAAUCACAAACGUGCUCAAAAGUUGGUCGCACCAGAGGUUACCCGGAUUGCGUCAGCCAUGUCUUGCAACAAGGAGCUUUCUCUUGAUGGAAACCUUCUAUUCGUUCAAGACUUGCAAACUCACUGUGGUCGUGACUUUGCCGUAGUCUACCUCGCAACGAAAGUCCGAUUCAAGGGAUUUGUCCCGCGAAGGGUUGCCAAACCAACGUUGCAGGGUGAGCUUGAACCCAUUGGACCAUGA